Vicia villosa (hairy vetch) is the source of this 525-nucleotide messenger RNA. RefSeq lists its product as uncharacterized. The transcript has a single exon. Bases 1 to 525 code for a protein of 174 amino acids. Lineage: Eukaryota; Viridiplantae; Streptophyta; Magnoliopsida; Fabales; Fabaceae. The record is from RefSeq and is a predicted model, not a curated record.
AUGUAUAAGGAUAUUAGGGGAGACCGAGGUGAUAUUUGUUGGAAGAAAUUGGUUCAUAGCAACCAUGCUCGACCAAGGGCCUGUUUCAUACUGUGGUUGGUCAUGCUAGGAAGGCUCCCUACGAAAGACAGACUUGCGAAGAUUGGUAUCGUCACGGAUGGAUGUUGUGUGUUCUGCCCAGAUAGCGAAACCUUGCCUCAUCUCUUUUUUCAAUGUGAGUAUACUAAGCGGAUAUGGGAGCAAAUCUUGGUGUGGAAUGGAUACUCUAGACCAGUGCUGGAAUGGGACAGAGAAAAAGCCUGGCUCAUUAGUGAAACGGGAAAAAAGGGAUGGCGUAGAGAUAUUCUGAAGAUUUCGGUUACGGAAACAAUAUACUAUAUCUGGAUAACUCGGAAUGCUGCUAUAUUCCAAACUCAGAUUCCUAUCAAUGUGGUCCAAAAUAUUAAACAGGCAGUGGUUACUAGAUGUAAAGGUCGGAAAAUUCUGCGUGGUCAUGUGAACAUAGAACUGAUGAAGAUUGGCUAG